AACGCUGCAGCAUCAUUGCCUGCCUCACCGUCUCCUUAUACUGCAAACGUGAAUGAACGGCUCUUAUGGGGAUCACUACGAACCGGGCGCCCGCUUUUCCCCUUCAAGCCUUUGACGCACACGGAGAAGACGGACAACCAGCCUUUUUUGUCAAAUAAUACUGCCGAAGAAGCAUCCGCGGAUCACGACUCAUAAUGGCACUGCUUAAUGCCAUUUAAUAUAUUUUUUACGUAAUUCGACGGGCUUUGCCGGUUUUCAGAAAAUCUGAUUUUACGGACGCGCCGCCAGUAGGGACAGGAUAUCACGGCUGCUUCAGUUCCACAAACCCACACACAUCUGACGGAUAACAGAAGCCGAGAUGGAUGCAGAAACAGAUGGAAUGGAAACGGAAUAGAACAGCUGAAUCCCUCAAUCAAAAUUCUGCAUCAGGAGAUGACCUGCUGAACCAAUGGUUUGGGUAGCUGAAACACAUGGGUCAAAGGUUUAAUAAAGCCCAGCUGAACAUCUGCUUCAUUAAAGAUGGACUACAUGGACAUAUUUCCCUUUUGAAUGUUGGGGUACCCUGCCUGGACUGUAGUCUUACUCCAACAGGGGCAAUGCACUGAAGGGGAAUCUUUGGCUACCAUGAAAGGGUUGGGAAUCAACCGUAACCGUCACCUGUCUGACUCCUGCGAACCAUCGUCAGGCCUGCCGGAGGUCAUGUACCCCCUGGCCCCUGACCCCCGGAGUCCCUUCCUCCUGAGCCCCACCAUAGGCCACUAUGGUACCAUGGACUCUCACCACUUCCCCCCUACCAGCCCCACCUCUCUCCCUCCAGAAUGCAUGCUACCCCUCAACAAUCAGAUGACUAACAGCAGCACCUUCCCUCGAAUCCAUUACAAUUCUGAGUAUGCGCCCAGCUCCAUGCCGGGCAUCCCAUCGGCAACCCUGGGAACCACGAUGCCCUUUGGUAUGAGUGUCGGCAUGAGCGUGGGUGUGGGAGGGACCCCUCUCAUCACCAGCGGUUCAGCGACCAUCUCCACAGCCAGCAAGAUAAACAGGCUCCCUGCCAACUUACUGGAUCAGUUUGAGAAGCAGCUUCCCGUGCAGCGGGACGGAUUCAGCACCCUGCAGUUCCAUCGCAGCCGGACGUCGAAGCAGCGCAGCGAGAGCCCGGGCCGCAUCCGUUACCUGGUGCACUCGGUGCAGAAGCUCUUCGCUAAGUCGCAGUCACUUGAGGCCUCCAUCAAGGGAAACCUCAACGGGCGUGCUGCGGAAGGCAAGCGUGGCCGGCGCAGCAAGAGCAAAGACCGGGCAAAGACCGAAUGCACCAAGAGGCGGCACCGUUCUAAUAUACUGGGCUUGUGGAGCUCCGAGGACAACCUGGAUGAUGAUGCUGGUGGCUGCCACGCCCCAGUGGCCAUGAUGACUCUGGGCCGUUCCGCACCUGAAAGCCAGGGGGCGCCAAAGGUCUUUCCACAGGGCUACAACACCAUUAGCGAAAACACACUGAAAGCCUCUAAGAGCAACAAUGACCUCAAGGUCCAGGUGUGUCCACCAUUUCCUGUGCCUGUGGAUGGAACUGGGGAUGGUGGACAAGGUGGCGAGAACAAGGUGGUGAAACGCAGCUCCUGGUCCACGCUGACCCUCAGCCAGGCUAGGCAGGUCUGCCAGAUGGGGUCGGCCACAAUUGAUAAAUCACUGCUCAAGUCCAAGUCCUGUCACCAAGACCUGACGUGUCGUUACCUGCAGGCAGGCGAAUGGAACAACACGCUGGGUCGCAGCCGGGGCUCCAGUGAAAUCCCAUGCAGGCGUAUGCGCAGCGGCAGCUACGUGAAGGCCAUGGGGGACCAGGAGGACAGCGAGGACUCCGAGGGCAGCCCCAAACCCUCGCCCAAGAUGGCAGGCCGCCGCCAGAGCUACCUGAAAGCCACCCAGCAGUCUCUGAGCGAGCAGCUGCCAUCACGCAAUUGUCUCCCUUCUUUGCAAGAACUCUCCACCAAUCGCAGCCUGGACAAUCUGGACUGUAUCAGUGGACCACCCAGUGCAACUUUCCCGAACUGGGAUGAGGAGGACUUCAGCCUGGGCUGCAACACGCUUGGCAAAAUUGGCUGCAUCACUAAGAUGCAGGAUCCAGAGGUGAUCCAGAUCGCUGAGGACACCUACCAGGAUUCGCCGUUUGGUGAAGGCAACAUGCAACCGGCCACAGAAGCAGUCGACCUGCCGUCGGCCACCUGCUUCCGCUCACGAUCACACAGUUACUUGCGUGCCAUCCAGGCAGGAUGUUCCCAGGAUGAGGACACGGCCUCCCUGGACUCUGACUCACCUCCACCCACCGCCACCACUGUUCGAACGUACAGCUCCAGCACCACCUCCACGUGUAUAACCACCUGUAAGAGGACGCCGCCCCCUGUGCCUCCUCGCAUUGCCCCCAAGCCCUUCAUCUCCGUCACGGUGCAAAGCAGCACAGAGUCAGCCCACGACACGUACUUGGAAAACCAGGAGCGCAGGACUGAGGCUCUGCCCUCUGCCAGCCGGCCUGUGCUCAGCUACCCUCCCGACGGCCUGGAGCGGGUCGAUGCCGCCCAGCCUUCACCCUGCACCGCCCAACAGGAGCCCCCAACCCCCAGCAGCCCCCCCAAGGAGUCGCAGCAUGACACGGCGCAGAGCGCCGCGGACACCCUGACCCCCGAGGAGCCCAAAGCCGAGGCUGGACCCAAAAGGAAGCUCUCGUCCAUCGGUAUCCAGGUGGACUGCCUUCUGCCAGUCCAGAAAGAGGAAACGCCACCCUUGACCAGAUUCCAGUCAAUCGGUGUCCAGGUGGAAGACAGCUGGCAGCUGAACCGCUCCAGCAGUAUGGCCUCCAAGCCGGAAGCAGACUCUGACAUACAGGAUAAUCCCAAGGCAGCAGAUAAGGGAGCGGCUGACAGCGCCACGCAGCCAGAGAGUGAGCCGGCGUCCAACACCCAGGGCAACAGCGAGGGUGGCACCGGAUGCCAGGUCAGCUCCUCUGGCCCGUCCUCGUCAUCGUCCUCCUCUUCUGAGAGCCUGGACCCAGCACUGGAUCCGUCUUCGUUGCCCCCACCGGACCCCUGGCUGGAAAGCGCGACCAGCAAUGGCGGUAGCGUCCCCACUGGUGAGACCCCCCUGGUCAGUGCACCCGCCUGCCGAAGAGACGGCCACUGGUUCCUCAAGCUGCUCCAGGCCGAGACGGCACGGAUGGAGGGCUGGUGCCAGCAGAUGGAGCAGGAGACCAAAGACCACCAGCUGUCGGAGGAGGUCCUGGGGAGGGUACGCAGUGCUGUAGGUAGUGCCCAGCUUCUCAUGUCCCAGAAGUUCCAGCAGUUUCGAGGACUUUGUGACCAGAACUUGAAUGUGGAUGCCAACCCACGGCCAAGUGCCCAGGACCUGGCUGGCUUCUGGGACCUGCUGCAGCUCUCCAUUGAGGACAUCAGCAUGAAGUUUGACGAGCUUUACCACCUCAAGUCCAACGACUGGCAGCUUUCCGACUCGCCAGACAAGAAGGAGGAUAAGAAGCAGCCCCCUCCAGUGCCAAAGAAGCCCAGCAAGGCGAAGCUGGCAGCAAACCGGGAGAAGGGGAGCGGCGGCGGCGGCGGCGGGGGGGGCGGCGGUGGUGGCGACCCGGCGGACAAGCAGCGGCAGGAAGCCCGCAAACGGUUAAUGGCCGCCAAGCGGGCGGCAUCUGUGCGACAGAACUCCGCCACGGAGAGUGCCGACAGCAUCGAGAUUUACGUGCCCGAGGCGCAGACCCGCCUCUGAAAGCGAGAGGCAUUGGGAGGUGUGAGAAACAAACGAAACACGCCCCCUACCCCCCCCCCCCCCC
Molecule: messenger RNA, 3823 nt
Organism: Brienomyrus brachyistius
Lineage: Eukaryota; Metazoa; Chordata; Actinopteri; Osteoglossiformes; Mormyridae
Product: disks large-associated protein 4-like
Exons: 13
Coding region: 550-3759 (1069 amino acids)
Biological process (GO): signaling
Cellular component (GO): postsynaptic specialization; glutamatergic synapse
Molecular function (GO): molecular adaptor activity
Source: RefSeq, a predicted model, not a curated record